Molecule: messenger RNA, 8782 nt
Organism: Pelmatolapia mariae (spotted tilapia)
Lineage: Eukaryota; Metazoa; Chordata; Actinopteri; Cichliformes; Cichlidae
Exons: 13
Coding region: 286-2724 (812 amino acids)
Cellular component (GO): extracellular matrix
Molecular function (GO): protein binding
Source: RefSeq, a predicted model, not a curated record
UAAGAUAAAAGCGCCAGCAGCAGCAGGACUCGGCCCGCCCUCAUCUGGAUCACCAAAACAUCAGCGGACCGGAGAACCGCCCGCUUCUACCGGACUCAUUCUGCCCGGGCUCUGUGAGGCUCUGCCCGGCUCUGUGAGGCUCUGCCCCGGGCUGUGUCUGCAGCUGCGGCUGGGAGCAGGAGGAGCAGCAGGCGGAGGAGCAAGUAUUUGUGUAGAUGAAACUCCGACCAGCCUUCUGGAGGCACGUGUCAUCACUAUUUAUCCUGCGCCACAGCCCAGUGCAUCAUGGGAUCUGAAGUUCUCUCCAUUCUCCUCCUCUCCCUGGUCAUAGCAUCAGCGUGUGCUGAAAUGAGCGGGACCAGCCAAGGUGGCGCUGUGCUGUGCCCUCUGCAGUGUGUAUGUGAGACACGACCGUGGUACACCCCACAGUCUGUGCAUCACCAGGCCAGGACAGUCGACUGCAAUGAACUCCAUCUGCAGAGAGUACCAGCCAACAUCUCUGCUGAUACGCAGGUGCUGCUGCUGCAGAGUAACAACAUCUCCUCUAUAACUACUGAACUGCAGAGUCUGACCAACCUGACAGAGCUCGACCUGUCUCAGAACCACUUCACACAGGUGGGCUCCAUGGGCCUGUCCUCUCUUGGCCGCCUGGUGACUCUGUACCUGGAGGAGAACCACAUUGAGGAGCUGGAGGACUUCUGUCUGAGGAACCUCUCCAGUCUGGAAGAGCUCUACAUCAACCAUAACCACAUCUCUUCCAUCGGACCCAAAGCCUUUGCCGGCCUCACCAACUUGCUGCGGCUCCACCUGAACUCCAACCAUCUGGUGGCUAUCGACAGUCGCUGGUUCGAGUCUCUGCCAUCCCUGGAGAUUCUGAUGAUUGGGGAAAACCCUAUCCUGGGUCUUGAGGAGAAGAACUUCUUGCCUCUGUCUCGCCUCCACAGCCUGGUCCUGGCAGGAAUGGGACUGGCCUCUGUUCCCUCUGCUGCUUUCUUGGGCCUGGACUACCUGGAGAGCCUCUCUUUCUACGACAACCGGCUCAGGUCUGUUCCUCGCGAUGCUCUGAGCGUGCUCCCAAACCUGAAGUUCCUAGACCUGAACAGGAACCCGAUUGGCCGAGUCCAGCAGGGAGAUUUCCAGAACCUUGAGCACCUGGAGGAACUCAGUCUGAACAACAUGGAGGACCUGCUGAUGGUGGAGCGAGCAGCUUUUCAAAACCUUCCAGAACUUGCCAAAUUGGAGCUCUGCAACAACCCACGCCUCUCUUACAUGGACCCACAGGCCUUCAGUAACCUGCCCUCCCUCCGGACUCUCCUCCUCCAUAAUAACCAGCUCAGCCUCCUCUCUGGAGACCUCCUCUCCUCCCUCCAUUCUCUUGAGGAGGUUUCUCUUCAUUCGAACCCUCUUCGGUGCGACUGCCUCUCCUCCUGGGGGCCUCACCUUGGCAACCAAUCACACCUCAAGCUGCUGGAUUCCUCCAUCACCAUCUGCUCCUCCCCGCCUCACCUGAUCGGUCAGGAGCUGCGGGAGGUGGUGGCGGUUGGAUGGGGCGGAGGAGGUACCAACAGCUGCCUGCCUCACAUAACUCCUCACGCCUUCCCCCCGACCAUAAAUGUCAGCGCAGGGCAGCCAAUUACGCUGGAGUGCUGGGCAGACGCUGACCCCGCCCCUCAGUUCUAUUGGGUGACGCCAAAUGGUGACAAGGUGAGCUCAGAGGCGGUGGCUUCACCAAUCAUAUCAGAAGAGGGGCGUGGCCUGAGCAGGAGGAAGAAGAAGCAUCGGAUGUCAGAUCCUGGUGCGCUGGUGAUCGAACACGCAGAGCCAUCAGACGCAGGUGUGUACACCUGUGUGGCUUGGAACAUCGAAGGAGCAGACACCAAGAGUGUCUCGGUGUUUGUAGACUCUCAGGGAUAUGCCGGCUCUUGGUCUGGUGGGGGGAAUGACCCCAGCAGAGACAGGACCUGGUUAGGGAACUCAUCCAGUGGUGCAGGGUCUCUGGUGGUGCUCGCUAAGGUGGUUCACGCCCAGUCUGUGGUGUUGGAGUGGAAGUUAUAUCCCAGCGGAGGAGCUUCAGCUGUGGGUUCAAACCAUCAUGACAUCCCCGUCCCUCUUCCCCGGUGGACCAGUGCAACCGUGCACAUUGACAACCCUCAGAUCAGCUACACGGCCAAGGUUCCAGUUGACGUGCAGGAGUACAACCUGACUCAUCUCCUUCCUGCCACUGAGUACCACGUCUGCCUCACUGUCUCCUCCUCUCCUCCUCACCCCACCUCUCCUUCUUCCUCUCCUAGAACCUCCCCUACCCCUGUGUCUCCUUCCUCCUCCUCCUCCCUCCCCUCUGGUCCCGUCCACACCUCCUGUCUGAACAUCACCACUAAAGAGGCGGGUUUCUCAGUGGAGCUGGUGGCGUCGCGGCGCAGCAGCGUGGCACUGGCGGCCGUCAUGGGCUCCAUGUUCGCUUUGUCAAUCAUGGCGCUGCUGGUGGUGUACAUGGGCCGGCGCGUGCAGCAGCACAAGUCCUGCGGCCACUCACUGAAGAAGUACAUGCAGCACGCCACAUCCAUCCCUCUGAAUGAGCUUUACCCGCCGCUCAUCACGCUGUGGGAGAGCGAGACCGAGAAGGACAAAGACGACAAGGAGGAGGAGGAAGACAGGGAGGGGGGAGCGAGGGGUGAGGAGGCAGGGGGGAGUCAGAUCGACACCACAAAGACGUACAUGUGGUAGCUGAAGGAGGGUGGAGGGGGAGGUUUGACAGACACUCGGGGGGCAAGAGGACCACAGAAGUGAAGCUGUAUGGAUGAAAAGGGUCAUGUGACUCAGCGAGGAGCCUGACAGUCAAAGAGAUGACGGCGAGGUCAGGUGUGUGAACUGAUUAAAGCAGCAGGACACCCAUCUCAGCUUUCUUAAGGGACUUUUUUUCAUGCUUCAGUCCAUCUAUUCCAAACCAGCUCACUCCCGCUAAUCACCUCCCAUCAUCAGCCGUCAAUCUGAUCGAUUUCCUUUCUUCCAGGUCACCACUUGCAUUGCAGGUAGACUCAGCUGUAUAGGUGCCUUUAAAGUCAGUUCAUGUAUGCAGUUUAAAUUGAGUUUUUCUCUAAUCAUCAAAAUCGACAAAACCUAAGUUAUGAAAAACUGCAGUUCCUCUAGUGGCCACUUGAGGCCGGCUCCACCGGUGAGUCCGUCCCCAUAGACACCCAUGUUAAAAUGUCUACUUUUAGAGCAGAAAUAAACAUGUUUACUGCCUGCCACAAAAAACAGUUUUGACCUGUAUGGAUAGUUUCCCCCUUCAAUAGAACCAUACAGAGGUUCUUUUUUAAAAACUCCUUCAUCUGGAUGAUUUUAAGGCCUUAAAAUUAGGGUCAUGGCUGCUUUGACAAGUGUCCUAAUACAGAAGCUGGAACCACUUGGUGUCUAUUAAUCUAAACACUUUCAAAACCAAAGGAAAAAAAUGUGGAGUCCAAUUUUAAUCACAAAUUUAUUUUAUGUGGGAUAAAAAAAUUUCCGUCUGCAUUUUUUUUCUCUCAAAUCUGCUUUUUAAAUAAUGAUAAAAGUUAUCCAGUGACCUUGACAUGUGUAAUGAUCACUAGAACCACUCAAGAACCCAGCAACAGUUAACUGCAGUGGUUCAGCCCAGAGGUAAUUAAAUAAAGAGUUAACUUUUCGAUUAAAGGAACGAUCUGAAUACCAGAACUAAAAUAAUAUGAAAUACUAUCGAGUGCACUUCAGGCAGGCUGAAUGAUUAAAGUUUUAUAUUUUAUUGAGUUUGAAGAAUCUUAGUAUUACGCUGUUUUUAAUAUCAGCCAGAACUCGGAGAGAGCGGGGAGAAAAAACUCCUUUAAACAGGAUCUGACAGGAUUAGGGACGCACACUUCGACUGGCUGUGCGUGCUGGGAUCUGUGCGAGGAUAAAAGUGGACGUCUGGUUUGUGUUUCGUGGGCUGAAGCAUGAAAAGACGAUGAAAGUUUCAGUUUUGGGGGGGUUUUCUUUUCUCAAAGCAUCCUUCUUCUUCUGUCAAACCGGAGCAGCUGAACAGUCUGUGGGACAGAUUUAACACAGACACAUUAACAGGAAGUCGCUGGAUUUGUUUCUCCUCAGAUCAGCUUCUCAAAAGGUGGGUCGGGGUCCUGUUGUUGGGCCGGCAGCUGGUUUAAACUGGGCAUUCUUCUGAGGAGAGCCCAGUGAGUCCGGAUAGUUUCACCUCUGCCCCCUCCCUUCUUUCUCUCCCUGUCUCGUCUCUGUCAAGCACACUGACAGUAGCUCUACUGUUAAAAAACGGAUUAUUGUAAUUUAGUUCAUCUGAUGAACACAAAUGCAGCACUAACACUCAGCACAGUGUGCAAGAUCUCACUUUAAAUAUCUUCAGAGACGGUUAAAGGUCCCGUAUUCAGGUUCACACAUCAGCCUGACGAAAACGAGCUCGCAGGCGUUUUAGAGUCUGGUGCUGAACUUCACACAAACCUCUUUAACAGCAAUGAAACAGAUUUAGGGUUUUGUUCAAAUUAUCUCAUUUGUAGCUUUCCGAGUGUGACAGCGACGCUCAGAAGUUCAUCAGGGAGAAGAAAACGCUUUUAGGGACGCACUGAUAUAUCCGUCUGUUAUCGGCUCAGUUGACUGAUGCUGGCAGAUGAGAUUUCUCAAAGACUUAAAAAAAGAUUUAACACAACAACAGACUAAAAACCUGUUGAGUCAGCUUAUUUUAAACAUUUCCCCAGAACUUCCCAACAGCAGCGUCCAUGAAAGCUGUCAGAGCGUCAGUCACUGAACUCAGACACCUCACACCCUGAGCCAAGUUUCAUGUUCUGUUUUGGUUUCAUGCUAAAAAAGGUACAGGACAUAACUCUGACUGUUGAUGCUGGCUGCGUCUGCUGGUGUUGUGACCUCAGCGGGUGGCGAUCUAUCAGUGUUUGAAUUAACAGCGGGUAAUUAAUGAACAGAUUCUCUCGAAUUCACUCCAAAAACACCUGAAAAGUCAUAAAUUUUUAAAAACUUAUUGAAUAAACUAAAUGAAUAAAACCAAAAACAGGACUGCAGGUCACAGGCAGAGAUAAAGAUGAUAGGAAAACAACAUUUGGAAGGUAAAUGCGCCAGCAAACCGAGUGCGAGGAAUUGUAACAGCAAAGAUGGUGGAAGAAGUUUAAGUUAUCUACUUUUCUAAAACCUUGUUUCCGUGUAAAGUCAGCAAACCUUUAAGUGUUAUUCAUCAGAUUUUACUGCUGAUUCUUUACAUGCAGCUUUUAUGCCAUGGUGACCGUUAAAGAUUGCGUUUCUUUAGAUAAUACUUCAGGAAAACUGCCCCAAAAGAUGCCCGAGGUGUUUCUGGGUGGAUGCUGAGUGGCAACAUACUGUGUCUCAAACAGCUUCUUACAUACUUCUAGUGCGAUCUUGUCUGAUAUUGUUUAUAUAAAUAUAAACAAUAUUUAUGUUUUCCAGCUGUACUUUUAGAACUUGAUGUCCAUCCUCUUUCAGGUCAGCUUCAAACCAAACACAAGACUCCACUUCCUGUCUGAAUACAGGACCUUUAAUCCUCCUGAAACCCGUCGCCGGACACACUUGUCUUCAUCAGCAGCAUGAAUGCGUAACCUUUAUAUAUUUGACUGCAUCGGGAGCAGCGCUCUGCGCACGAACACUAACGGUGACCGUGUUCUGCUGCUGUUUGUUCGCUAAUGCAGAGCUGUAAUCUCUUUUCUAUCAUGUGAUGUCCCCUGGGUUUGUGGGUGACGCCGCACCGGGAGGCGGGUACUGCUGCAUGCCUUUGCACUCGUGUUUAGGACUGUUUGUAUAAAACCAUGUCCGUGUGACAGCCUGCAAACUGCUGGAGAAGCGAGGAUCCAGCGUUACGCUCCGACUCUGACCACAAACACUCUGCUUUCACCAAAAGUGACUGAAAUGCAGAUUUUGUGCUUAAAUUCAAGAGCUUUCAGAACAAAUUUAGGUUCAUUGUUUAGGAAUUACAACCAUUUUUUACACCAUCCUCCAGAGGAUCAACAGUAAUUUGACAAAGUAGCAAUUUUUAAUAUAAGAAUUCUUUUUCAUAUUUGAAAAAUUAGGAAGUCUAGGAAUAAUGCUGUGUUUCCUUCCUUUGUUCUGUUCGUGAAACCUCUGAAUUAAAGCUGAAAGUUUGCUCUUCAGUCACGUCUCGAUUGUGUGAUUUUAAAUCGACUGUGGUGACGUCCAGAAACAGGAGAGGCAAAUCUUGGGAUUUUCUUCUCAUAACUACAGGAUAGAUUGGGGGUUUUUUUUUGGUUUUUUUUAAUCUCUGAUCUCAUAACUGUGAAGCAAUAAUGUAAAACUAUACAGAGGUACUUAUGAGAUCUUUUAAUUCUAACGUACAGAGCUUGAAAUUUAGUUUCAUUCAUCUAGUUUGAGUAGCCGGACAAAUAAAUCAGGGGGCAGAAAAUUGAUCAAUCGUUUUGAUCGGCCAGUUUUUAAAAAAAUUUUAUUUCAUUUUUUCCCAACCUCGACGUUUCUUGUUAGAGUCAAAGUAGGAUUAAUAUUUUUUUUUAAGCGGAAACGAGAAUUAUAGAAUUUCUUCAAACUGUCUCCAAGUUUGGUUUUCUUUGGUGAAUGCAGAGUUUGCCUUCACUCAGAUGUGAACACGAUGGCUGUUUGUGCCAUAAAAAAUGAAUUUCUUUCCUGAUUUAAUAAAUCCAUAAUCCCAAAUAAACUUUGUAAUAUCUGAUAACUGAUAGACCAAGACCAGACCUCAAAAUUCAAGAAAGUUGAGCUGCUGUGAUGGCCGUCAUGUCACAUGACCAGUGAAACACAGUUUGAUUGGUUUGAUUUCAGACAGAGCCGAUUCCCUGAUGUUUCCAAUCUUUAAGAUGACUUAUGAUGCUCAGAUUUUGGGGUUUGAUCUUCUCGAAUACAAAUGUGAUUUAAAUUUGUAAACUUUUAUUGAGAGGCAAAAAAUAAAUUCUCUCACUUUUACACCUGAAACAGCAGUGGGACAGGUUCACCUCGUGUGUUGAUCCUCCUACAGAUCCUCAGUUUGCAGGUUUUGUUGUUCAGACUUUCAGCCAAAUAUUCCCUCAGCUGUCUGUCAACCAAAACACUUCAGGAACAAACACCCAAAGGAUGCUCUGGGCAUUUCAAAGAGUAUGAACUGUAUAUACAAACAUCACAUGCUGUUUUAAAGGCGUCUCUCUGGUUCUGCACUGUGAUGAUGUUCUGCUUUAAACUGAAGCCAGACUGAGAUAAACUCUAAACUAAAAUCUAAGAUUUUAACCACAAACUCAACAUUUCUGCACAUUCCUGGUUUCAUAUUUGUCUCCAACAUACAAAGUGAUCGCUGAACAUUUUUCUCUUUGACUUUCAAGCAUUUUUUCUUGGAAACUGCAAAACCUCACUCAGUGAACCUCACUCUGAGUCUCUCAGACACAAAUGUAAUUUACUGCUGUUUUUUAACAAUCUUUAAAACAGACAAUUUAAUCACCAAAAUACCAACUGAAGCAAAAACAGCAGCCCAACACUGUGCACCACCGCCAAGGCUAAACAUGCCCUCCUUUAUCCGUGAUUUGAACCUCUGGACCCAGAAGGACAUCUGGCUCUUGCUCUGGGUUACUUUGUGAAAUUUUCUUGAGAGCAUCAAGCUGUUACCUCCCAAACUCUCCUUUGAUGGAUGAUGUGAAAUGUGCAGUUUUGUCCAUUGUCCCAGUGGUAAAGAACACCGAAAAUUCCUGGCUCCGGAUCUGGAUCAACUCCAAAAGUUAUCCAAAAGCUGAAUUGUCAGUAAAGUUUAAAUGCAGAUCCAUUGAUUGUUUUUUUUAAGCAAUCCAACAACAAACAAACAGACAAACCAGGCCAACUGUGUAACCUCCUUGAUGUUUGAAACAGCAGAAACAAGAAGCAGCUCAAAAUAACCUUCUGUUCAUAUUUACAAAACCAAAAUGUUUGUUUGUUUGUUUUGAUUUUUGCAUGCAGCUCAGGUCGCUCACCGCGAAGAAACAGGAGCAUCGCUUUGAGCUUGCUCCAUUUGACGUCCCUGUUAUGUUUUCCCAUCAGAAGUAGGAAUGUCAAAGAUGUGUGUUUUCUUCACGAGCUAAUCUCAGCUUCCUGACAAAUGUUUUUCUAUUUCUGUCAAACAACUCCUGGACUUUACUCUGUGAUGGAUUGGUCACCUGUCCAGGUGUACCCCACCUUCUGACCAGUGACAGCUGGGAUGGGCUCAACCCCCCUGUGACCCUGGAUUAGAUACAUGGUUAAGUAAAUGGAUGGAGUGAUGGAUUUGAUGGGUCUUUCUACUUUUUUGUCUAAGCCCAGUUUAAUGAAAAUGAAAUACACCUCGUGGCUGUUGCAGUUAUUUUUUUUAAUUCAGAUGGUUAGUUAUCUCCUAGUUUAACAUCUCCUUGUCUCUGAAUGCUUUCCUUUGUUAAACAUGCGCAUAAAAUAAAGCCCAAUAACUGUGGACAUGUGGCUCCUGCUGGCUUUUGAAAAUCAAAGAAUCCGAAUAUGUUUUGGUUUUGUAAACGUGAACAGAAAUCUGAACCUUCACACCUGAUAGAGUUGUUGGGGGCGCCCUCUGGUGUCCAUCACAGCAACCAACAAGCAGAACCAGCGACUCGUCACACAGCUUUUCUCAUUAACCUCCACACUUCCACUUCCACACUAUCCAGGGUAUUUUGUAUAAAGUGCAUCACUCUAUAUUUCAAGAAUUGCUUAUAUUAUUAUCGUUAUUGUUAUUAUUAUUAUUUACUCAACACUGAGCACCAACUGUAACUAAAGAUAUGUGUGUGAGAGUGUGUGGGGGAGGGGAAAUUAUAUAAAUACACUUUGUCACCUCACA